Pimephales promelas (fathead minnow) is the source of this 830-nucleotide messenger RNA. NCBI's taxonomy places the organism in Eukaryota, Metazoa, Chordata, Actinopteri, Cypriniformes, Leuciscidae. The record is from RefSeq and is a predicted model, not a curated record.
ACUGCUUGCUGAAUGGAAACAAACCAAGUUCUGCCCGUUCUGCCAAAAUGUCCAGUAAAGAAGUGAAAGCUGAGCUGAAAAGUGCAAGAGAAGCCAUUAAAAAUAAAGAGUUUAAAGAAGCUUUGAAACAUUGUAAGGCUGUUCUCAAGCUUGAGAAGAAUAACUACAAUGCCUGGGUGUUCAUUGGAGUGGCAGCCACAGAGCUGCAGCAGCUGGAUCAGGCACAGAUCGCCUACAGAAAGGCUACUGAACUGGAGCCAGAGCAACUGCUGGCAUGGCAGGGUUUAGCAAAUUUGUACGAAAAAGGUGACCAGGCAGAUUUCAAAGCCGAGCUGCCCAAGAUUUACCAGAAACUUAUUACACUGUAUGAAAUCUCAGACAAAGCAAAAUGUUUCGAAGUGAGCAAGAAGUUGGUGGAAAUCUCUCAGUCGGAGAAGAACUAUUUACAGGUGGCCAGAGUGUGGCGGAGGUUAAUCCAGAUGAAGGAGGGAGAGGAAGGGGUGGAGGAUUCAGAGCUGCUGGAGCUGUGGAAGGAGAUGACCAGACUCCUGCAAGACACUAUUGAGGAUCAGGACAAUGAGACUCAGCAGCACCUGAUAUCAGCAUUUGAAAGAGCUUUGGAAAUGACAGUAGAUGUGCCCAGUGAAGCCCACAGCAGUCUCUCACAGGAUUACAUUAAAUGUCUUUCUAAGCUUCCUCAUGAGGUGGCCAAGCUAAAAGAGUUUUGUGAUGCCACACUGUCCUGCUAUCCAACACAAUCCUACCCUCUAGAGGCCCUCAGUGAGCACUACAUCUUAACAGGUAAGUGUGGAGUCCUCGAAGUCAAAUGA